Molecule: messenger RNA, 1413 nt
Organism: Fonsecaea monophora
Lineage: Eukaryota; Fungi; Ascomycota; Eurotiomycetes; Chaetothyriales; Herpotrichiellaceae
Exons: 2
Coding region: 1-1413 (470 amino acids)
Biological process (GO): positive regulation of anaphase-promoting complex-dependent catabolic process; positive regulation of ubiquitin protein ligase activity; anaphase-promoting complex-dependent catabolic process
Cellular component (GO): anaphase-promoting complex
Molecular function (GO): anaphase-promoting complex binding; ubiquitin ligase activator activity; protein binding
Source: RefSeq, a predicted model, not a curated record
AUGUUGGCAAGUGGAGGCACUGCUCCAUUGCACACGGCUACAUUUCUGGCCCACGCGACUGGUCACGACAAAGAAGUAGCACACGAACGCCGCCUGGCACUGGCGCUCGACAUUGACCAAGCGGCUCGCAUCCUGCUGCAAAAUCCCGCCCUCGAAGACAAGGAUGGCAACCGGAAACCCGAGCAUUGUCCCUUUGUAUGGAGGAACAGUGCAUGGACCCGGGAGCCGACCUACCGGGCAUACAAAGAUGGAGGAUUACUCGAAAGCGAGAAGGUGGUUCCUACCGUCCCCUUUCGGGUUCUUGACGCUCCGAACCUCAAAGACGACUAUUACUGCUCCGUUCUCGCCUACAAUCAGACCUGUCACUCCUUAGCUGUCGCACUGGGCCAAAAAGUAUAUCUCUGGACCGAACAGUAUGGCGUGCGCUAUCCACCACUCCCUCCUUGCCGACCUGCCGAUUUUGUGACUUCUCUAGCUUUCUCGUCUGAGAAAGGGGCCAAGGCGAUAUUGGCAGUCGCCAGGAACAGCGGGACUAUCACAUUAUGGAGUUUGCUGGAGAUCAGGCCACGAUUCGAUGCUCCUCAUCCUUGCGCAGCGUCCUGUGUGUCGUUCAAACCUGUCCAAACGCAGCGACCGUCUGUCACAGGGAAUGGCACAGUCAUGUGCGAAGACUUGGUCGUCGGCGACGACUCUGGCAUGAUAUACUACUAUUCUUUGGAGUGGCCCGAAUUUGCUCCUGGAUCAAUGACGCUUCUGGCCAAACUUGACGCCCACAGCCAGAAUAUCUGCGGCAUCUCCUGGUCACUAGACGGCAGGCACUUUGUCUCUGGUGGCAAUGACAAUCGGGCUUUACUUUUCGAUCCGUCAGUCUUCCUCCGAGCAGACCACCAGAGAGAUAUCUCCCCGAGUACACCUAGCCCCACGGCAGACAUGUUUGAUGACUCCAGCUUUUCGACGUCUCAGCUUCCCACACCCCCGGAUACGCCGCAGAGAUAUCGAUCGGCAAGUCACCGAGAAUCCUCCAACUUCGAUAGAGGAUCAGCCAACAGUAUGCACGAUACUGACCUAGCAACACCACCUCCAUCCCCUUUGCGUCCCAGCAGAGUAGUCGAUCACUCUCCAACCAUGCAAGACCUCAACCCGCCUGGUGAUCCCCAGACUGCUGUUCCGUCGAAUGAGUCUGUGCUUCACAACGCGCUCGUGGAUCCCGUGAUUCCUGGAGAUUCUAAUCUUCACAUCCAUUCCUUUGAUCACGCAGCUGCUGUCAAGGCCAUCGCAUUUGCUCCAUGGCAGCCGAAUCUGCUGGCGACUGGAGGCGGAAGCAAUGAUCGCCAGAUUCAUUUCUUUCACACAGGAUCAGGUGCAACUCUGGCCCUGAUCAAUGUCUUCUCCCAAGUCACUAGCCUGGUGUAG